AGAAGCCCGGCGUGUCGAAUCGUCUUCUCGAAUACCUAUGUCUCCUAAAUAUUUCUGUCUCAGAUAAAAAGACUACACACAGAGAUUGGAUUGAAACUCUUAACGAUAUCUGGAAAAACCAUCCUGUUGCACGGAUUCAGAAACUAGCAGACAAAAGUAUCAAAAAUUAUCAGAAGUUGGUAUCGCUCCUGCGUUCAUCCUCUGCUUUGGGCGCAGGAUUAGAUCCUAUGCUUUCCUCCACUCUCGGAGAGCGAUAUCAGCGGGAAGAUGGGAACCACAGUGAUCCUCUGCUUUCAUCUUGUGGCAUAAUCUUUUGCUUUUAUUCCAUCUUUCACGGGGCUCGAUGUUCUAAUGAAAUCAAAUCUCAAGCUGUCUCAAAAUUCUGGACAGAUAUCGAAAAAGCAAAGCUCGGAAACAAAUUAUAUUCUAUUCACUUCAAUGGAUUUGCAGAACUGGUUGAAAAUAGAAACAAUUUCAAAUACAAUGAACUUCAAGAUAUUCAGGUCGAAAAUAGCGAUAACUCAUGCCUCAAUUCCGAAAAUACAGAAUCUGGCUUUAAUAAUGAUGAAGAACCAUACGAAAAAGAAUAUUUUGCACACAUUAUUGACCUUGAUAAGGUGACAGAACGAGAUAGACCUCCGUUCUUUACAGUUGAAGAAUGGUCGAAUGUUAUUUCCGAAUCACAACUACCAUCAACAAAAUUACCUGAAUCUGUUGAACGACAACUUGACUAUUAUCUGGUGGAAACGACUAUCGAAAAAAUUCGGGAAUCAUUCGAGUCAUAUAAAAUCGUAAAUUCGGAUGAUGACCUUUACACUCGCAAAGUCAUGGAUCACUUUAUUUUUUGUCUCGAGAAACGACCAGAGUAUUUUGCGCAACGGCCGAGUACCGAGGCAACAUUCCGUGUUCGAUUUAUUGAACCCAUAAUUGAACCUUUUAUAUUUAUAUUUAAAAACUUGGAUUUAACCUGGGGUGAAAUUUCGAGCUUGUCCCCAGCCAUCCGCCGAAAUUUUCAUCUCGAAGAAGGCAAAAGACGUAAAAUCGGUUCGAAAGGUGAUGGUAUAGGUUCUCUAGUUAAUCUAGAUGAUAAAGAACUUCUGGUUAUUGAGCUAUCCGGAGCACCGACUCGUCUCCCAAAGAAACAUGCAGAAGAAGAUAAAGUAAAACUUGAACGGUGCUUGGUUGACGUACUUAACAACCUUCUGGAUGAUUAUAAAAUAUGCGAUUUUGAAGUUGCUAAGAAACUCCGAGUAUUCGGUCUUCAAACUGAAGGAUAUAAGUGCUCUAUUUCUACAUUAUAUAUUGUUGGUCGUGGAUUAUAUUGCAGAAAGACGUUGUUUCAGUUCACAUUGCCGACAAGGACGUUGGAUUUAUGUUACUUGUAUGAGCUUGUUGAAGCCAUGCUUUCUUUUCGAGAUGAAUUAUCAAAAUCGUUAAAUGUUAUACAUAAACUCAAGAUUGCAAAAUCUCGUAAACUUGUUUCUGAUGACCCAAUUAGUGGUUACAUGUUACGGUUACCACCAACAUGA
Molecule: messenger RNA, 1529 nt
Organism: Acaulospora morrowiae
Lineage: Eukaryota; Fungi; Glomeromycota; Glomeromycetes; Diversisporales; Acaulosporaceae
Source: the annotation of a GenBank genome assembly